AUCUUUCCUUGAAUACCAGGAACACCGAAUCAUGUUUGUUCACCCGGCAGAAAAUCAGACAAUGAUUUCUUCGACGUAAAGAUCGGUUGAAAAAUCAAGCUACGUGUCUCGUGGCGAAGAAAUCGAGUAAAGGAUACCCGCUGAACGAGGAUCACGCUCGUGGAAAAUCCAUGAGAGAAAGACUUUCGAACGUGUUCGCGUUAGCAUCGAGUAUAAAUCGCACGAAUUAUCUGUCCCCCGAGCGAUCUGAUUUUCCUCUUUAUCUGUCUGCGACGAAUGAACAGAUUCUGGGAACCAUGCACGAAUUGGCGAUACAUUGGAGAGCGAAGUGGAAAAUAAAAAAUCUAGAAGAGAUAUCGAUCGAAGAGGACGAAAUGGAGACUGAGCCAGUGAUGGUCCCAUCUGAUCCGUCGGAGUGGAAUUCGAACCAUAUAGCAUCAUGGAUCUCAUGGUGUAGUCGUGCGUUUUCUAUGAAAUCACCCCCAGACCCCGGAAAAUUUCCUUCGACGGGAAAGGAGUUGCUGAAAUUGUCGUCUGACUUUUGGCAAGGAAUUCCUGGCGGUAAAAUUUUCGCGAAACACCUCGGGUACCUUCAGUUUCAAUCAACCGGUAUACAAACGCCAGAUUUAUUGCAAGAGGAAAAAAUCGAUGAAAGGUUCAGCCUCCUACAACGGUCUUGCUCGUUGAUUGGAUCAACAGCUGGAGCCAGCGGUUCCGGGGCGGUCGGAGGCGGACAAGUUCAACUCUGGCAAUUCCUGCUGGAGCUACUCUCGGAUUCGUCGAAUUCAUCCUGUAUCGCGUGGGAAGGUUCCAACGGGGAGUUUAAACUUACCGAUCCGGAUGAGGUUGCUCGGAGAUGGGGCGAACGGAAGAGCAAACCGAACAUGAACUACGACAAACUGUCGCGGGCACUCAGGUACUAUUACGACAAGAAUAUAAUGACGAAAGUGCACGGGAAACGCUAUGCUUACAAAUUCGAUUUUCAUGGACUGAUGAUGGCUUGCCAGGCACAAGCUGGCGUCACGCUGGAAACGUCCUCGUCAUCCCGAAGUACAGGAGCAAAUUGUCACCCUCAUCAUUCGCAUCAUACUCAUCAUUUAUAUCCAACAGGAGCAUCGAAUUCGCAACAUUCUUCGGUAUCAGCACAUCCACCGCCGCCUCCGCCACCUCCGCCUCAUUACUGUUGGCCUUAUCAUAGAUAUUCUCCACCAACAUAA
Messenger RNA from Osmia bicornis bicornis, 1217 nucleotides. Its product is annotated as DNA-binding protein D-ETS-6-like. The record is from RefSeq and is a predicted model, not a curated record. Lineage: Eukaryota; Metazoa; Arthropoda; Insecta; Hymenoptera; Megachilidae. The transcript has 4 exons. Bases 171 to 1217 code for a protein of 348 amino acids. Gene Ontology annotation, molecular function: sequence-specific DNA binding; DNA-binding transcription factor activity, RNA polymerase II-specific. Gene Ontology annotation, biological process: regulation of transcription by RNA polymerase II; cell differentiation. Gene Ontology annotation, cellular component: nucleus.